Molecule: messenger RNA, 5360 nt
Organism: Macrobrachium nipponense
Lineage: Eukaryota; Metazoa; Arthropoda; Malacostraca; Decapoda; Palaemonidae
Product: glycine receptor subunit alpha-2-like
Exons: 10
Coding region: 3895-4980 (361 amino acids)
Biological process (GO): signal transduction; regulation of membrane potential; chemical synaptic transmission
Cellular component (GO): GABA-A receptor complex; plasma membrane; neuron projection
Molecular function (GO): GABA-A receptor activity; extracellular ligand-gated monoatomic ion channel activity; chloride channel activity
Source: RefSeq, a predicted model, not a curated record
GCAUAAUACGUCAAGCCAUAAGUUCUUUGCUGUUUCUGGGGUUAUAUUACAGUUAUACCGAACACUAUCGUGCUUCUAAAAUACCGUACAAUGGAUAAGUUUGUCAUUAAGAAGCGAAGACAGGAAGUUAGUGGUGAGGAAGAAAGGGACGAAAGUGGAUGUGUGAGUCAAAAGGAUUUGGCCAUUCCAACAAGUAAAUGAACUUCAAAAAAAGGCAAGAAAAAUCGCUCCUACUCGAAUAAUUAUUUAAGUUUCGGAUUCUUCUGGUGUGGUGAUGAAGUUACUCCUAUGCCAUUGUACGUUAUUUGUGGUGAUAAAUUAGCUAAUGAAGCAAUGGUACCCAGCAAAUUAAAGAGGCAUUUAACUCUAAAACAUAAUCAUCUUGCUAACAAGCCUCGGUCUUACUUUGAAGGACUUUUAAGUGAGCAAAAACAACAGUGUGAUGCUUUCCAAGAAAGUCAAAGUUUCUGAUAAAGCACAAGAGGCCACUUACUUAGUAGCAGAGUUAGUUGUUAAAAGCAUGAAACCUCAUACAAUAGCAGAGACUGUGAUUCUCCCUGGAUGUAGUGCCUAGUAAAUACAAUGUUUGGAAGUGAAGCAGAAAAAGAAGUGAGGAAAAUUCCCGUUUCGGAUAGUACCAUUAGCAGACGGAUUCAUGAUAUGUCAGCAGACAUAGAGGAAACUGUUUACCUCUGUGAAGGAAAGUGAAAUGUUUGCACUUCAGGUAGAUGAGUCCACAGACAUUGGAGGUAUGGCUCAAUUACUGGUAUUCGGUCGGUACAUUCAUGAUGUUAAAAUAGUGAACCAGUUUCUUUUGUUGUAAAGAACUUAAGGAAACUACAACAGGCAAUGAUAUUUUCUCUACAUUAAGUGAGUACUUAAAAUCUGUUGGUUUGUCCUGGCAGUCGUGUGUGGGGAUUUGUACAGAUGGGGCACCUGCCAUGAUUGGCUCAAUUAAAGGAUUUGUGUCAUUAGUGAAGAAAGAAAACAGCAGUGUGAUAACAGCACAUUGCUUUCUUCAUCGUGAAGCGCUGGUUGCAAAAACAGUCAGCAAUGAUUUAAAACCUGUACUGGAAAAAGUUGUCAAAAUGGUGAACAUUAUAAAAAGUCGACAGCUGAAGUCUCGUCUGUUUGCUAAGCUAUGUGAAGAGCUUGAAGCAGAACAUUUGAAUCUUCUUCUACAUACGGAAGUAAGAUGGCUGUCCAGAGGGAAAGUAUUGUCACGAGUAUGCGAGCUGAAGGAAGAAAUGUUUACUUUUUCACUCUUGAACAACAAGAGGAAUUCUGUGAUUUACUGGCAGAUGACACUUUGUGUGCAAAAUUUUCUUAUUUAACUGACAUCUUUGAACUUUUAAACAAGGUAAAUGCCAGCAUGCAAAGAAAAUCAGAAAAUAUUUUAUCUUCCACUGAUAAAAUUAAAACUCUGAAAGAAAAACUGCAACUGUGGGGUGGCAAAGUAAAACAGGACAAUUUGGACAUGUUCUCACAAGUUGCAGUAGCAGCAAACAGUGGUGAGAUAAUAUCCAUUAUUUCUGAGCAUCUUGCAGUACUGGAAAAAGAACUUCAGCAUUAUUUCCCAGAUAUAUGUACUGAAAACAAUGACUGGAUAAGAAACCCAUUUGUUGCAUCUGUAUCAACCCAAUCUCAGCUUACCCUCAUGGAAGAAGAGCAGUUAGUGGAAAUGCGCAAUGAUCGUGGUCUAAAGUUAUUGCACAUGCAGCUUACUCUUGACGAAUUCUGGGUUCAGAUUAAGACUAAGUAUCCUCAUGUUGCCAAAAAGUUCUGGUAAUGUUAAUCCAGUUCUCUACUUCUUACCUAUGUGAGUUGGGGUUUUCUGCUCUAGCAAACAUUAAAACUAACAAAAGGGAAAGGCUGAAAACUCUUGAAGAGGAAAUGAGAGUAUGUUUGUCCACCAUUCAACCCAAUUUGAAACGGAUCUGUCAGUCACAUCAAGCACACACAUCUCACUAAAUUAGGUGGUUUUUUUUUUCUUUGCUUAAAGGGACGCGAAUCCAAGAAGAAGAAAAAUGUUUCGGUAGUUGAGUGGUGGGAAGUUCGACGACCAACAGGACGCUCGACGCUGGGAGUUGAUACGGGGGAGUACUAUUCAUUGGCUCCGGUAAAAGAAGCCAGAUUUCCAACUGAGAUAAAGAAGAAGAACAGGCGCCUGCGUGACGGCUUUUGUUGUGGAGUGUGACAUGGAGGACCAAGAUGGCGGGAGACUGGACACUGGCCGUCACUGGAAGACGUCCCGCUCCUGGAGUCGUUUGGCCGAGUUUCUGUUUUUUUGUGUGGUGUUGUUGGCGAAUGCCCCGCGUGCGGUCGACUCACAAGGGGCUAUGAAAAGCGUCGUUCGCUUCCAGGCGAAUGGAAUAGCCCGGACGGACACGCUGCUCAGGUACCGAAAGAAAGUCCCCGCGAUGAGGGGCUUCACGGUCUGCUUCAGAAUCAGGCUCCUGCAGGCGAGGGACGAGGACGCCGUCUUCUCCUACGCUGUGGAGGACGAGGCCAACGAGAUCUACCUUGGUCUCAAUUUCAAGAAGCAGAUAUUCAUCCUCGCCUGCUGCAGCAACCCUGUCUAUGAAGAACUGGCCUUAUCCAUAGACUUGAAGCAGUGGCUCUCCGUAUGUGUGGCUCUCGAUCUGGACGACAAAAUCUGGCACUUAUCCGCCGGUGGAUUGACAUCAUCUGGCAAGGUAAAAAUCGGUAGAGACGAUGGUUUCGCGGUGCGGGAAGGUGGUCUGCUACUCUUAGGCCAAGAUCAGGACAUCCUCGAUGGUGGGCUGAACAAAUUCCAGAGCCUCCACGCUGACCUGUCUGACUUGAGAUUUUAUGACUAUGUCCUUCCGGAAUCGGUGAUGAAAUCUUAUACGGAAUGCAGCAUCCACAUCAAUGUUGUGCCGAAGAUUGGCUUUCAAGACUUAGAGAAAGACUUUGACCUCUUAAAUGUAGAUUUGUUCGAAAGCUACGAAGGGUCCUUCUGCAGCAAAGACAACAAUUUCACGAUAGUUCUUCCAGAGCCUCGUACCUUCAAGGACAGUGCCCUGGUGUGCCACACAUCUGGAGGAACGCUGUCUGUACCCUACACCUCAGCAGACAAACGAAAACUAUACGAAACUGCUGAACCUUAUGAUAGCAGGUGUAGUGAGAGUACAAUAGAUAGUUUUUGGCUUGGAGUGAGAGGCGACCCAGAAACUCAGGAAUGGCGUCAUUACUACUCAAAUACCCCGUUGUCAUAUACCAAUUUCGCUUACGGAUCUGGAUUAAACAUCUCACAAGAAUCCAACUGUGUAUCCUUCGUAGCCAGUGCAAACACAGUUGAAUCAAGACACGGCAUCUGGUUCUCAAUGAACUGCUUUGAAGAGCGUUGUGCCAUAUGCCACUUCAACAAAGUGGAAGUUCUUCACGCCAGGGGACUGUGUGUGGAGUCUGAAUUUGACCGCGAUUACUUCCUGAGCUUUGAAAAUAACAGCAUUUCUUUUUCAGGAGUCUAUUACUCACAAAUUGUGAAAAAUCCCGCCGUUACCGAUCCAGUGACUGGUAUCACAAGUUACGGUUCGUGGACUUUGUUUCGACUUGACAAACCUGAUAUUCAGGCGACGCUGGAGAUGACGUCACCAACUGACUACCCAAUCGGGUUCAACACCUGGAUUGUCAAGAAUGACAGAUGUGGUCAAUAUAAUAUGACGCUCGUCCUGACAUCUUGUGGUUUCGGAACAGUUUUCUUGCAAUGAUGGAGCCUGUGUGAAAAUCGAGGAAAGAUGUAAUCUCGCAACAGAUUGCCCUGAUGGCUCUGACGAGCUCAACUGCAACUUCCUAGAACUGGAUAGUUCCUACGACGCCUCAGAUUCCCCAUCAAGGGAGGAAGACGAGCCAGUGCAGGUCCUAUUUGAAAUGAACAUCCUUUCCAUCAGAAAAAUCGACAUAGCCAACUUCAAUUUCGUUACUGAGGUACAGAUUAUUCUGGAGUGGGUUGAUGAACGUUUGGUGUUCAAGCACCUUAACAAAGAUAUCGAGCUGAAUGCGAUCUCAAACUUCAUUCCAUGGUUGCCAGAACUGGAAUUCUUGGGAGAUGGAAUGGCUAUGAGUGAAGUACAGCUUAGGAGGUCAAGACUGACGGUAAAUCGCCAGUCGGAUCCGUUACCUGACAAUGAUCAAGAAGUGCAAGAAGCGUUGGUGUUUGAGGGUAAGAAGAAUCCUCUUAUACUGAAGAGAAAGUUGACCAUAACGACGACGUGUCAGUUCGACCUAGGAGCUUUCCCGUUUGACACUCAGGUGUGCACUAUGAUUACCAGGCUUUCUAAGGUGACGAAGGAGUACGUCAAGCUGGAACCUCUCGGGAGGGGAGUGCACUUCCUGGGAGUUCGACGAGGACUGGAAUACCAGCUGGAAUCUGAGGUCAUGAUCAGGAAGAACGAUGGCAACUACAGCGGCGUUGAGGUGAAACUGACCUUUUACAGCCUCUCCAUGUUCUACAUCUUCUCGACCUAUCUUCCCACACUCAUUAUCGUCAUCAUCGUCUAUUCCAUACUGUUCUACCCACUCACUGCCUUUGAGGAGAGAAUAAAUGUUGGACUGACUGGCCUUCUGGUCGAAGCUACCCUCUUUUCUCAGGUCAGCAGCUCCAUCCCCAGAACGGCCUACCUGAAAUUGGUUGACGUGUGGUUCGUCUAUUGCGUCAUAAGCUUGUUUGCAGUCUGUGUCGUAAUUGUUGUGAUCCAGUAUUUGCAUACGGAAGUGGGCGACAUCAAUUCGAAAAAGAGCGCUAACAACGGACUCAUGAGAAUGAACAAGUUCGACCAGGCGGUGCUGAACCGCUUGCGAGCCGUGAAGGUGAACUACAUCUGCCGUAUCGUCUACCCAGUGAUCUCUGCGAUUUUCCUCAUCGCCUACGCCGUCAUCGGCUACAAGAAGAGCGAUCGGGGCAAGGAACUUUAUUUUGCAAAUGCGUUCACUGGCGAAGAGUCACUGGGAAAUUAGUUCCAACGGAGUGUGGGAACCCCAGUGCUCAUACGAACGGAAGUCAUAAAAUUUCUUGAAAACAUUGAUUCGCUGAUUUUUCAUGAAAAAAAAAACUCUUUUGGAUAGGGUUUUCCACAUGAUUUCUAUGAAUAUAGCCAGGGGCCUUUCUCUCUCCAAUGAUAUUAGUUGGGCCAUGUCUAGUGAGCCCUUAAUGAAAAUUUGUGUUGAGUAGCGGCGUUUAGUACUGUAAGCAACCUAAAUCGAAGUCGUAGUCUUGUCCAUCUUCACGGAUGUGAUGUAAACAUAACCAAUACUAAUGUCAGAAAGACCGUCCAACAAUACAAGGUAACAUAAGCCUAUGCUGGAGACCGCAAAUCGUCAAUCCAACGAAUAGAAGA